This is a messenger RNA of Colletotrichum phormii, 993 nucleotides long. RefSeq lists its product as uncharacterized. Lineage: Eukaryota; Fungi; Ascomycota; Sordariomycetes; Glomerellales; Glomerellaceae. The record is from RefSeq and is a predicted model, not a curated record. The coding region runs from base 1 to 993 and encodes 330 amino acids. The transcript has a single exon.
AUGACUUCCCCGGAGCCACCUCAGUUCGUCAUCUCUGGGGUUCACCAACUAAAUGACAGCGGAAAGAGGAUGUGUGAUAGCCUCAUCGCUUUGGUGCUAUUAUACAACGACCCCAGACGAACGAAGACAGAGGAGACCAUCGAUGGUCUUAUCACCAAACCAGAAAUUCAUGAUACUAUUCGCGACAACUUCUGGAAGAGAGUCUUCGCUGAUGGAUGGGCCACUGACAAGCCCAACGUUUUGAAGCCUACGUCAAAUAUGGAUGCAGGUGGAAAAUUGCCUAAACGUAUGGUCGAGCACGUCAUCGUUGGCGAGUUAUCAGAUACGAUAGACUAUGACGAGACAAAGGCCACGUAUCAGCGCACUGAGAUUCUCAUGGCAGCCAAACCGGAACCGGAAUUCAACAGCGAUUUUGUAGACUUUGUAUACUCCUACCAAAGCGGUUCAGUCUUCUCGACCUGCAAGAAGAGGCCCGUUUUCAAGAAAGACGCCAUGAACCAGCCCUCUCAAAUUCGGAACGAAAAGGUCAAAGCCAUUUGGGUUUGGGACAGAGCUCAAAUGCAAUGGCUUGGCGAAUGGAAUUACGAGAGAGCAACAUACGUGGCCCGACGCUAUCUAGUCGGCGUGGCUCGCGACUUUGGUGGGGAUGAAAACGGUGUCCUCAGUUGUGAAGAGCUUCAUCCAAUGGAGGUUCUACUUGAGAUGAAGGAUGAAGAAUUGGAAGUUCUGAUAGAAAUCCAAUCAAGCCGCGAGGUUCUUAAGAGGACGAGACUGAGACUGUUGGAUAAGGUUGCCUCAUUUCGUGGCGAAUAUGGCGAGGAUGAAGAGAACGGCACCAGGGGUAAAGCCUACGGCCUUACCCAUGAGUCAAAUGAGCCUGAUGAGAACCCAGAAGAGUUGGAGAGCCAGCUUCGGUGCAUCGAAGAGUUAGCCGAGACGACUAAGCUCCUAGCCAAGAUUGUGACGCUACCUCCUCCGGCCAACAUUUGGUAA